This is a messenger RNA of Mauremys reevesii (Reeves's turtle), 921 nucleotides long. RefSeq names its product mitochondrial translation release factor in rescue (gene MTRFR). Gene Ontology annotation, cellular component: mitochondrion. The record is from RefSeq and is a predicted model, not a curated record. The coding region runs from base 26 to 793 and encodes 255 amino acids. Gene Ontology annotation, molecular function: translation release factor activity. The transcript is spliced from 4 exons. NCBI's taxonomy places the organism in Eukaryota, Metazoa, Chordata, Testudines, Geoemydidae. Gene Ontology annotation, biological process: translational termination.
GGGCCGGGGGGCUGGAAGCUGCGGCAUGCCAAGACCCGCCUCACUGGGUGUCUUCUACUCCAGGGGCCCUGUCUGGGCUCGCUCAGCCCUUACCUGCAUCUCUGCCUGUCCGGAGGGAGGGGUGUCCCGCUUUCAGCACUGUUCCCCUCCAGCGACCGUUAGGCGCUGUCAAGGCCCUGUUUGGUAUCACCGCUGGCUGAGAGAGAGGACCCGUCUCACUCCCCAUACACUGGAACCCCAAGUUGCAAACCAAACAGAGCAGGUUCCAGUCAAGAGGAGGUUUUGUUUCCAUUUCUUUAUGAAUGCUUCAAGUUUGUUUCAUUCCACAAUCUUACUAACCAAAAUAAAUACAUUGUCUUGGAGGCCAUGGCUUUGGAGGCAGCAAAAGUUUUUAUCCCCCCGACUGGCUGUACCUUUAUUCCCGGUAGCAGGAAAGAAGAAUUCUUGUGAUCUUCUUGCAUUAAGUGAAACAGACUUAGAAGAACAGUUUGUAAGAGGUGAUGGCCCAGGAGGUCAAGCAACUAAUAAGACAAGCAACUGUGUGGUCCUGAAGCAUAUUCCAUCUGGGAUCGUAGUCAAGUGUCAUCAAACUAGAUCAGUGGAGCUGAACCGACAAAGAGCCAGAGGAAUCCUGCAGCAAAAAGUUGACCUCUUUUACAAAGGUGAAAAUAGUGACAUUUUUAAAGAGAAAAGAGCAGCUGAGAAGAAAAAGCAAGAAAAGAAAAAAAGAGCAAAGGAGACUCUAGAAAAGAAAAGGCAUAUUAAAGAAAUGCAAGAAUCAGAUGCCAAAUAAGUGUGUGAGAAAAUAUUGAUUUGGCUGGUCAGGAAAAGAAGAGUUUGUCACUACCCGUGAAACAUGUGUUAGAAGUUUUCUGGCUUAAUACUGUUGUAAGACUUCAUAAUAAACACUAUUAAAAUGUU